Molecule: messenger RNA, 333 nt
Organism: Candida tropicalis MYA-3404
Lineage: Eukaryota; Fungi; Ascomycota; Pichiomycetes; Serinales; Debaryomycetaceae
Exons: 1
Coding region: 1-333 (110 amino acids)
Source: RefSeq, a predicted model, not a curated record
AUGCCUACUGCCACUGGUUUACUUUUAAGUUCUGUAUUUGGUACAACUGUCAGAAUUUUGCAAACUUCCAUGAGUGGAAGUCCAGCUAAGUUAUCUUCCAAAUUAAUGGGUUAUGGUUUAACCAUUGGUUCAAGUGUUGGUGUUUAUCUUUUGCUCAUUGACCCAACCCUUGAAAACAACAGAAAACUUUUCAACAAGAGAUUGGCAUUGUUACGUGAACAAAGAGAAAAGAAAGCUGAAUUCUAUGACUUUCAACCAGCCAAGAAAGAACUCCCAUACAAAAGAGGUGCUGUUUUCGGUCUUCUUGAUAGAUUGGGUGCUAAAUACCAAUAA